AUGAGUCACGACGGUUGCCAGCCGCGCACCCAGUGCAUGCCAGUAGGCCUCGUUGACCCCGGGGUGAUGGAGCCAUGGCGAAAUCGAUCCAACGAAGGGUUCUGCCCACUAAAUACUGGACUUGAUGAAAAAGUCGCCUUCUCAUUGGCGCCGGACGGUUGUGUGUGCAAAUAUGUGUGCAGAUUUGUGUGCGGGGGCGGAAUGAGACAGAUCCAAUUGCAGGCUAAGCUCGGAUUGACGAGGUUGUGGUUGGUCAACAAAGAUCAAGGUAACGCCUGGGCGCGUAGACUAAAGUGUGCAUAA
This is a messenger RNA of Protopolystoma xenopodis, 303 nucleotides long. NCBI's taxonomy places the organism in Eukaryota, Metazoa, Platyhelminthes, Monogenea, Polystomatidea, Polystomatidae. The record is from the annotation of a GenBank genome assembly.